Micropterus dolomieu (smallmouth bass) is the source of this 2338-nucleotide messenger RNA. RefSeq names its product solute carrier family 31 member 2 (gene slc31a2). Gene Ontology annotation, cellular component: membrane. The coding region runs from base 445 to 915 and encodes 156 amino acids. Gene Ontology annotation, molecular function: copper ion transmembrane transporter activity. The transcript has 4 exons. The record is from RefSeq and is a predicted model, not a curated record. Gene Ontology annotation, biological process: copper ion transmembrane transport. Lineage: Eukaryota; Metazoa; Chordata; Actinopteri; Centrarchiformes; Centrarchidae.
AUGUAGAACAGAAGAGGUUCUGAGCAAGCAAAUAGUAAGCAUUUCCUACAAGACAGUCGAAGAAAGAGAAGGAGCAGAACACAGCUUCUCCCAGGCUUGUUUCGGGCAGGAAAUAAUUCACAAAACAGACGUGUAUAACUUUUAGUUUUUUUCUUGCAUAUAUUUCCCGGUUCUUAAACAACGGCUGCUUUUUAUUCUGAAACAUAACUCUUUGUGUUGAGAAGUACUUUUUAUUAUUAUCAGAGUCUGGGUCUGGUAAGAGUCAAAAAAAGAGGUUAGAUCUGAAAUCAAAGAUGUUCUGAGUCAUUGCGCCAGAAAAUGACAGAGGAGAGGACGGAUCGCAGAGCAGUGCAGUAGCUCUUGGUCUUACACGACUGAUCUUGGUGGGAAAGAGGCUGAUGUCAGGAUUGUUGCAACACCUAAAUUGCACACGUUUCUCAAAAUAUGACGUUUGAGUUGUCGAGCAGCGUGACACUGCUGUUUGACUUCUGGGAUGUCCACGGGCCUGCAGGGAUGGUGCUGUCAGUGGUUGUGGUCUUGCUGCUGACAGUCUUCUACGAGCUGCUCAAAGUGUGGAGGGUGUGGCUGGGGAGGAGCUCGAAGCUGGCCCAGCCUCAGCCCCAGUCUCCGUACGCAGCCCCGCCGUCCUGCCGCAGCGACAACAGCUCCGUACUGGACAGCAGUCCCUCUGAAUCCUCGCUGACCCCUAUGGAGUCACACCCUUCUACUUCAAACACCUCCAGAAACAGCUGGUUGCUGCACGGUAUCCAGACAGUCCUCCACAUACUGCAGGUGACUCUGGGCUACAUGCUGAUGCUGUGCGUCAUGUCCUACAACACCUGGAUCUUCCUUGGGGUCAUUGUGGGCUCUCUUCUCGGUUAUUUCAUCUCAUUCCCUCUCGUGGGUCAGAUCUGAUGGUACGGACAGUUAAGACAGAGCAUAGCUUUUUUUAGCUUUGAAAGGAUCACAUGUUCUGGAGACUUAAUGGGAAACCGCCACGUGUUGUUCCAUUGCUCUGGGCACAGGUGCUGAUUUUGAAGAUUGUUACGCAAUUUUGUGUGUGUGUGUGUGUGUGUGUGUGUGUGUGUGUGUGAGAGAGAGAGAGAGAGGUUGAGUUAGGUGUUGGCUGAAGAAAGAGCUGCACCACACUGACUGUUGCUUAAGAAUCAUCUGGAUGUGGAAAUUGAUAUCUUCAUGCACAAAAUUAUUGUCUCAUUGUCUGUCACCAGUUUCAGUCUUCUGUCUCUGGUUUCUUGCCUCUGAACUCAAUAUUAACUUAAACACUUCAGCUGGACAUACUAAGUUAUAAUAUUUGUCUUUGACCAUACAGGCAAUCUCUAUAAUUUCAUAAUUAAUGAGGUGGUUCUUUUGUGUUAAAGGGACAUGACCAUUCUGUUUUUGUUGCAUGGUCUUGCUUAAUUUUUCUGAUAGCAAACAUCUAAGUGAGUAAUCCAUGGGGGGGAAAAAUAUUUUUCCAGGGGAAGUAGUGCUGCUUACUUAAACUCUCCUUUUUGUUCAUUUAUCUUAAAAUAGUAAUCAAUGGAGUCAAAGAGGAGAAAUGUAUUUGAAUCGGCCACAGCAGAGGUUCAACAGAACUGAUUAGGGAAGUCCUCCACAGCUCGUGGCAUAUUACCCAUGUUCCUGUUUUUCUGGUCAACACUGACAGACCUUUUAUAGCCACUACACAGUUCACUGUAUUUUACUAAACAAUUUAAGGUGUUAUGGCUACAGAUGAGUCAAAAGUGAGAUUUCUAGAAAAUCUGACUGUGUUAAUAAUACACUACUUACACUAACUGAAGUGAAACCCAUGUUUUUGAUGGCUUAAAAAGCAACAUUUUGUGAGUGGAGCCAACAAGACAUCAAGUUCUGAAUACAGAUUCUGUCUUUUUCGCGGUGGUUUGGAGUGAAACCUAAAAGUAGGCUCGCACUUGGAGCCGAGAUUUACUCUCAGAGGUCAUGAGACAGUACUCCGAUUCAGGAACUGAAUCAUAAGAUUGUAGCUUGUACUUUUUCAUGUGUCAUCCUGGUUUACAAACAGAUCAAAGUCAUUGUCACAUGUAUAUAAGGGGAUGGUGAAAUUGUGAAUCAUGAGGUUCUGUGGCACUAAAAAACCACGAACUGUGUGCCUUGCAACUGAAAUUUCAGAUGUGUUUUUUGAAAUAUGCUAUUCUUCACUUUUGAAACGAGUAUUUUAUAACUGAUUCUGCCAAUAAAAACAUUCAAAUAUCUUUGAUCACUUGAUGUGGCGCACUGAAGAAUUGCAAUCAUCAGGAUUUUCUGUCACAAUAAAACUCAAAUGACGUGGUUGACAAGUAAAGAAUAAAGUUGAUGAAAUUUU